Messenger RNA from Cylindrotheca closterium, 942 nucleotides. The record is from the annotation of a GenBank genome assembly. Lineage: Eukaryota; Bacillariophyta; Bacillariophyceae; Bacillariales; Bacillariaceae.
AUGAAUGUAUGGGGAAGACUUGCGGUGGUAUGCGGCUUAAUGCUUGUCUCACCGGUAUGUGGGUUCACUACUGCACUAUUCAGAGUGCGAUCCUCAAGGAAUCAUCGUAGCAUCAAGGCUUCGCAACAAAUUGUAGAGAUCAAUGCUACGCUUGACGACCGUUCUGUGGAAAAGCUAUUUGCAUGGGUGUCACGAGCCUUCGAAGGUGAGCCAGGCUACAACAACCUGAUGCUUGCAGUUGCCUGCAUAUGGGGGAACCUCCCUUUGGAUUCGGUCCCCAAUCAAAUGUUGGAGGCCGCCAUGCUGAAACUCCCUGACGAGGAAACUCUAGUUGGAGAUCCAUUCUCGAUAGAAGAGCGUGAAUACAAUAGCCUUGGCGCGAUGGGUGCAGGACAAUGGAUGGGUCAAUAUAGAACCAGACCCCAUGCACUUUUGAAACUCAAUUCAACAUUUGCCUCUGUCGAUGAUUGGGUGCAAAGUCUUCCGCGAGGUUGCAAGAGAACGAUAAAGAAAGCUUUGACUCAUAACUUCACUGUAACGACACUGCCGAUUCUAGGAGAUGAGCCAGCUCCGCACUCGAAGCUAGCAGCCUUUCGAUGCGUUGUGGCGCAUGAAGUUCGUCUCUUAUCAUACGAUGCGGAGGACUUCCUUUCGGCAAUCUCCGAGGGUAUCUCUAGGUAUAUUGGAACAACUAGAAUGACCGGGGAAAUUCGAGAGUAUCGAAACAUGGACGGUAAAGUAAUAGCUGUUGCUCAUGAAGUAAGAAAAGGGAAAACUGCUCGGGGCCAGUGGUUUUAUGCGGAUGAUGAAGCGGCGAAAAGUUACGUUUGGUUCCAUUCGGUUUAUGAACUGGUCAGAAGAUCCAUUGAAGCAGAUGGCAUCACAGCGGUCGAUCUAGGACCAAGUGGUUCGGAUGCUUUCAGGUGCUCCUCGAAAAAGUAG